CUUCAGGGCUGGGGAGUUGUGUUCCCUUCUCACAGCCCAGAAAUAGACAGGAGGAGACACUGAGGCGGAGGGAGGGAGAGGGACCGAGACAGACACCGACCGAGGGGUGGAAGGGGGAAGGCUCAGCUGGGACCCUGGCAUCCUGCCUUCCAGCCUCCUCUUCUCCUUUCCCCUUGGGACCCUCCAAGGCUCCCGCCCCCGCAGCCUUUCCCAGCCCCUCCCCUCAGACACACAUCGCCUCCCUCCCUCCCUCCUCUCCUCUCUCUUCUCUUUCUCUUUUCCUCUCUUCUCUCUCUCCUCCGAGGGACGGCAAGACAGAAAAUAGAAAUCUUCCACUGUCUCUCAGUCUCUUUCAUUUUCCCUUUCCUUUUCCAUGGCUCUGGGUCUCUCUGUUUUUCCGUGUCUGUCUCUCUCUCUCUCUCUCUCUUCUCCCCUCCUCUCUCCCUUCCCUUCUCAUAUCUGUCCCUUCCUUUCCCCCUCUCCGGCUCUCCCUCUUUCCCUCAGACUCUGCUUCUCACGGUCUAUCUCUGGUCCCUUUCUUCUGCCAGACAGGUUUCUCCCCUUGCAAAGGCCUGACUCUGGGAGAGCCCCUGACUGGGGGGGCGAGUGGGGGGGUCCCCAAACCUGUGGGUGUUGCUAACCGUCCCUGCACUCCCCCUGCCAGUGGCCUCUCUCCUUUCUGCACCCCCAGGACGGUGCUUUGAGAUCUGCCAGUCAUGCCUGAGGGAGCCCACCGCCUGAGUCUCACCAAGCCCAGCCCGACCCCAAGCCCCGGGUGUAGCCAUCGAGGACUCCCCCCGGCCCUGCCCAUGGCCUCCCCCCGAGGAUCUGGGAGCUCUACAUCCCUGAGUACGGUGGGCUCUGAGGGGGAGCCUCAUGCAGGCCCCAGCCCAGGCCCCAGCUCCAGCCAGGCCUGUCCUGUGCCAGCCUUGGAGCCCCCACCAGGCCCGCCCAUUCAGCUGCACCUGACUCCGGUGGGGCCUCGAGGGGAGCCAGGGCAAGGGACCAAGAAGCCCUCCCACCUGGAGCGUGUGGUCCGGGAAAUCGUGGAGACCGAGCGGGCUUACGUGAGGGACCUGAGGAGCAUCGUGGAGGAUUACCUGGGCUGUCUGGUGGCCAAUGGCCCCCCCGGGCUGAAUCCAGAACAUCUCGGGACCCUCUUCUCCAACAUCGAAGAUAUCUACGAGUUUAGCAGUGAACUCUUGGAAGACCUGGAGAACAGUAGCAGCGCCCACGGCAUCGCAGACUGCUUUGUGCAGAGGAGCGAAGAGUUUGACAUCUACACCCUCUACUGUAUGAACUACCCGAGCUCGAUGGCCUUACUCCGGGACCUGUCCCUCUGCCCUCCGGUGGCCCAGUGGCUCCAGGAACGCCAGGCCCAGCUCCGCCAUUCGCUGCCCCUGCAGAGCUUCCUCCUCAAACCCGUCCAGAGAAUCCUGAAGUAUCACCUCCUACUGCAGGAGCUGGGCAAGCACUGGCCGGAGGGAGCCGGGGCCGAGCAAGGGCCUGGGGGCCGAGAGGUGGUGGAAGACGCCAUCGUGUCCAUGACAGCUGUGGCUUGGUACAUCAAUGACAUGAAGAGGAAGCAGGAGCACGCAGCUCGUCUGCAGGAAGUGCAGCGGCGGUUGGGAGGCUGGGGGGGCCCGGAGCUGAGCGCCUUUGGGGAGCUGGUCCUGGAGGGCGUGUUCCGAGGCGGGGGCGGCCCUCGGCUUCGAGGGGGCCAGCGCCUCCUCUUCCUCUUCUCCCGAAUGCUCCUGGUGGCCAAAAGACGAGGGCCCGGCUACAAUUACAAGGGGCACAUCUUUUGCUGUAACCUGUCGGUGAGCGAGAGUCCCAAAGAUCCUCUGAGCUUCAAGGUGGCGGAUGUGACCAUCCCAAAGCACCAGCACCUGCUGCAGGCCAAGAACCAUGAGGAGAAACGCCUGUGGCUCCAUUACCUGCAGCGCUUAAUAGUGGAAAACCACCCAGCGUCCAUCCCCGCUAAGGCAAAGCAAGUCCUCUUGGAAAACACUUUCCACUGUGCCCCUGAAGGCCAGCCCAGCUGUGAGCCUCUGACACCCCCACUCGGAUCCCCCCGCCUCCCCGAGGGCCGAAACUUCAGCGGACGAAGGAAGACAGACCCCUCCCCGUCUCUGACCAGCCCCGCGGGGGCCUCCCCGGGCCGCCGAGGCCGGAGGCAGUCCGAGCCAGCAAAGGAGUGUCACCUCAUGUUUGCGAAGAUCGCUGGAUCCAGGCUCAAGCACGCCGGCAGCGAGGGGGAGCUGUUCCCGAUGUCGCAGUCCCUCUGCAAGGCCCCGGAGCCGGCCCCGGCCUCAGGAGCCCCCGAAGACGUGGAGGAGCCGGCUCCCCCUACCCUGGGCCCCCCGGGGCUCUCGAUCACCGAGGAGAUCAUGGAGCUGCUGACCCAGAGAGGUCUCCAGGAACCCGGGCUUUCCCCGCUGGAAGUUCCUGAAGCCCCCAGAUUCCAGGGGGAGCCCUCGUCUCCAAAUCAUCGUGGGAACGUUGGCCCUGAGAGCCCGGCCCGGUUAAGUGGCGAGUCCUCUGAAGAAGAGGAGGGGACACGGCCGAAAGACCAGCGGUCGUCCCCCCUCCACGUCCUCGAGAGGCCGGACGACACGGACGUUUGCGGCAGCUCCGAAAUCCCCGGAACUGCGGCAGUUUCUGACGCUCCCCCAAUGCCCAGCUGUGAGCCCGGUCCCAGGACCCCCGAGCCCCCCUCGGGACAAGGGGAGCCUUGCUCCGAGGCCUCGGCUCAGGAGGGGGAUUCGGAGGCUGCUCCGUCAGCGACGCCAGCCCCGUCGGAAAAGGCGGACGAUGGAGCCCAGUCCAGACAGGAGAGCCAGUCGUCUUGGACGGAGGAGGAGGAAGAGGAGGAGGAGGAGGAGGAGGAGGAGGAGGAGGAGGCGAAGAAGGGCGGCCGUCUCCCAGCUCUCCCACCAAGCCUGAGAGUUUAGAGACUGCCGAGUUCCACUCCUGCUCGGAGAUCCGGAGAGCCUGGCAGGCCCUGGAGGCGAGGGGCUCCCAGGGCGCCAUGCUGGAGCCC
Messenger RNA from Antechinus flavipes (yellow-footed antechinus), 3043 nucleotides. It is a transcript of the gene PLEKHG2, whose product is annotated as pleckstrin homology and RhoGEF domain containing G2. The record is from RefSeq and is a predicted model, not a curated record. NCBI's taxonomy places the organism in Eukaryota, Metazoa, Chordata, Mammalia, Dasyuromorphia, Dasyuridae. Gene Ontology annotation, molecular function: guanyl-nucleotide exchange factor activity. The transcript is spliced from 17 exons. The coding region runs from base 717 to 2954 and encodes 745 amino acids.